UCGGCGAGGAAAUGGAACAUGGCGAGGAUCUGAAGACAAGGAGUGACCCCAAAGUCGAGAUUCUGGAAAGAGGAGAAAUAUUCUUCUUUUAUAGGCCUAAGGUUGACAAAGAAGAAGCCCAUGGCGUCGACGAUGUUCAAAGGUUGUACAUUGUCCUACGGGCAGAAUCUGGUGAGAGGACAGUUGAAGAAAAGCAAUCUUCGAAUUCUGGCAAGAAGGGUGCGUCGCAAUCUGUUAACAAAGGAGCUGACGAAGGUGGCCAUGGGAGUGAGGAAGUGAAUAUUGAGAAGCAACCUCUGCUCCGGUUCAUCGUGAUGGGCCGCAAGAGCCUUCCGGAUCCGAGCAAGAGAAGGCAGCCUUACUGGGGAUUUGUAGAGAUGGUCACUACAAAGAUUGAAGAUGUGAAGACUGCUCUGAAAGGAGCUGAAUAUGACACUGUGACUCGAGGCCAUAGGCACAAACCCCUGGCACGAGCGCUUGCGGAAGGCGUUUAUCGGAUCUUGAGGCACAAUUCAGGUAGAAAAGUACACACCCAUCUGAUCUAUAAGCUAGAAUUCCCUCCAGAAGACAUCGAAAAUGGGCCGCAAGAGGUGUUCAACAUCGAACGGGAGGGCUCAUUCCUCAUACAAAUAAAGAACCCAGAUCAACGGACCACCUCAUCACGCUUCAGCAGUCUCCAGAGCAAGCGCAAGGCUGUCUUCCCUGCUCACCUCCAAGGUCAAUUCGGGCAGCAUCGGUACUCCCCGGUAGACCCGCCGGACUUCUUGAAUUACGAAGGCUGUGAGUUUUUGCUCAUAUCAGCAUCCGAUGACAUCGAAGAGGAGUUGGGUCUGGAUAUCAAGACCGAAGAAUGUUCCGACGCUGCUUGUUCGGAUCUAAUACAGAUGUUCGGCGAGACAGUGCCAACUGCAUCGCUGCUCAGGGGCACAUGGGUGUAGGUGGAAGUUUGUGGCAUGUGUGGGCCACUUGUGCUUGUUAUCAAAAGAACCUUGUUUGCUUUUGCAAUGGACUCAAAAGGUUAGUGUAAGUUGAUAGCUUGAGACUCUCUUCCAUGUAAGAAAAUAGCUUCUAAUUGUUUUGGCAAUGGACUGGAAGGAAAGUUUUGUGUAAGUUGAUAGCUUGAGACUCUCUUCUAUGUAAGAAAAUAGCUUCUACUUGUUUUUGAAAUGGACUGAAAGGAAAGGUUUGUGUAAGUUGAUAGCUUGAGACUCUCUUCCAUGUAAGAAAAUUGCUUCUACUUGUUUUUGCAAUGGACUAAAAGGAAAUGUUUGUGUAAGUUGAUAGCUUGA
Messenger RNA from Magnolia sinica, 1289 nucleotides. RefSeq lists its product as uncharacterized. Bases 12 to 938 code for a protein of 308 amino acids. The transcript is spliced from 4 exons. The record is from RefSeq and is a predicted model, not a curated record. Lineage: Eukaryota; Viridiplantae; Streptophyta; Magnoliopsida; Magnoliales; Magnoliaceae.